AUGGGGAGGAUGAGGGAACUGCAAUGUUUACUCUUUAUAGCAAAGCUUGCUAGAGCUCACAUUGCUCUUAAGAAAUUCAAUAAAGAUCAUUUUAACCAGCAUUUGCAGCAGAUUCAACAUUGUAAUCAGCUUAGCAGUUUGAAGAAUCGAGUGGAUGAGCUGGACAAGGAGACGUUUACGUACAAGUAUACCAUGAUUGAUCUGAAGGAGAAGUUUGAAUCUAUUAUUUACGAAGUCAAGUUUGAGCCAACACCAGAAGGCGGGAGCAAGAACGAGAUGACGAGCACGUAUUACAUAGAGGGCGAUGUUGAGCUCAAAGAAGAGGACAUUAAGGCGGGCAAAGAGAGAGCCUUGGGAAUGUACAAGUCGUCUCCACGCCUAGGAGGAGGAGGAGGAGGAGGAGAUCUAAGCCCGCGGGGUGGCGGUGGUGGAGGAGGCCUGUUAGCCGGGGGAGGUGGUGGAGGAGGCCUAUUAACCGGUGGCGGUGGCGGUGGUGGAGGAGGCCUGUUAGCCGGGGGAGGUGGUGGAGGAGGCCUAUUAACCAGUGGAGGUGGAGGUGGUGGAGGAGGCCUAUUAACCGGUGGCGGUGGCAGUGGUGGAGGAGGUCUGUUAGCCGGGGGAGGUGGUGGAGGAGGCCUAUUAACCGGUGGCGGUGGCGAUGGCGAUCUAGGGGGUGGAGGUGUCGGAGGAGGUGGUGGAGGAGAUCUUGAGGGUGGUGGAGGUGGAGGUGUCGAAAGAGGUGGUGACUUGGGGGGUGGAGGUGUCGAAGGAGGUGGUGACUUGGGUGGUGGAGGAGGCGUGGAUUUUGCAGGUGUCGGAGGAGGUGGUGACUUUGGCGGUGGUGGUGGCGGCGGAGGAGUGGGUGGUGGUGGUGUUGGAGGAGGUGGCGGUGGAGGAGGCGUGGGUGGUGGAGGUGUCGGAGGAGGUGGUGACUUGGGUGGUGGAGGUGUCGGAGGAGGUGGUGACUUUGGCGGUGGUGGUGGCAGUGUUGGAGGAGGUGGCGGUGGUGACUUGGGUGGUGGAGGUGUCGGAGGAGGUGGUGACUUUGGCGGUGGUGGUGGCGGAGGAGUGGGUGGUGGUGGUGUUGGAGGAGGUGGCGGUGGAGGAGGUGGUGACUUGGGUGGUGGAGGUGUUGAAGGAGGUGGUGACUUGGGUGGCGGAGGAGGCGUGGGUGGCGGAGGUGGCGGAGGAGGUGGUGACUUGGGCGGUGGUGGUGGCGGUGGUGGAGGAGAUCUUGGCGGUGGCGGUGGCGGUGGUGGCGUGGGUGGCGGAGGUGGCGGAGGAGGUGGAGACUUGAAAAACGGAGGUGGCAGUGGCCACCCAGGAUGGGGAGGCGUUUUGGGCGGUGGAGGGGGUGGAGACUUAUGGAUCCAUGGUGGAGGCAAAGGCUGCCACUGCCACCAUGGAGGAGGAGGAGGAGGAGGAUGAGAGUCGGGCGGCGGAGGAGAUUUCCCAGGAAGUGAAGUGUGUAUCGUAAUACCAAGGUUUUCGGUGGCUUCCGUCGGCAAGCUAAGAGAUGCUAUUGCCACCAGUAGAGUGGCAACCAAGGAGGCCAUUGAGGACCUCAUCAUGUUCUUCUCCAAGCUCGC
This is a messenger RNA of Syzygium oleosum, 1589 nucleotides long. RefSeq names its product glycine-rich cell wall structural protein-like. Gene Ontology annotation, cellular component: cytoplasm; nucleus. The coding region runs from base 1 to 1428 and encodes 475 amino acids. The record is from RefSeq and is a predicted model, not a curated record. Gene Ontology annotation, biological process: abscisic acid-activated signaling pathway. Gene Ontology annotation, molecular function: protein phosphatase inhibitor activity; signaling receptor activity; abscisic acid binding. The transcript has 6 exons. NCBI's taxonomy places the organism in Eukaryota, Viridiplantae, Streptophyta, Magnoliopsida, Myrtales, Myrtaceae.